Molecule: messenger RNA, 1602 nt
Organism: Mytilus trossulus (common blue mussel)
Lineage: Eukaryota; Metazoa; Mollusca; Bivalvia; Mytilida; Mytilidae
Exons: 1
Coding region: 1-1602 (533 amino acids)
Source: RefSeq, a predicted model, not a curated record
AUGUCACCUAUAAAUGUAAAUAGACUUGAAUAUGAACUUAAAGAACACCCAGAUAAACAUUUUGUUAUGUAUCUUCUGAAUGGUAUACGUUUCGGUUUUGAUACAUUAGUAUCUAUGCUCGAUUUACCUACGUUUGAAUGUAGGAAUUUACUUUCUGCCAUCAGAGAUCCCGAAAGUGUUGAUAUGCUUUUAAAACAAGAAAUAGAUAAAGGAUAUGUUAAAGGCCCGUUUAGUAGUCCACCUUUCGAAACUUACCGUGUUAGUCCCAUUGGGAUUGCAGAAGGCAAAUAUUCAGGCAAAAAACGUCUUAUCCUUGAUCUAUCUUCUCCACACGAAAAUGAAACACAUGAUAGCAUCAAUAGUCUUAUAGAUAAGGAGGUAUGUUCCCUAUCUUAUGUAAAAAUAGAUGACGCAAUAAGGGCCAUCAAGCAUUUCGGAAGGCAAACAAUUCUAAACAAAACCGAUAUGACCGAUGCAUUCAAACAGCUAGGAAUUCGAAAAGACCAACAUCACUUGUAUUGCAUGAAAUGGAAAAACAAUUAUUAUUAUUAUGUAAGACUUUGUUUUGGUUCUCGCAGCUCUCCUUGUAUCUUUGACAAUCUAUCACGGGCUAUUUGUUGGAUAGCAAAGGAAAAUUACGGCAUACCAGUUAUACUUCAUCUCCUAGAUGAUUUUCUCACUAUUCAAUCACCGGACUCUUGCGGGUUUAGAACUAUGGCGCUAAUUACGCUUAUAUUCAAUCGUCUAAAUAUUCCAAUUUCUAAGAAAAAGACUGUAGGUCCCACUUGUACUAUCGAGUAUCUAGGAAUCAUACUAGACACUGUAAGUUUUGAAGCAAGAUUACCUGAUGAAAAGGUAGAAAGAAUUUCAAAUUUUAUUGACAGUUUUCUGCAUAAAAAAUCGGUAACGAAAAGAGAAGUAUUACAACUGUUAGGACAUUUUAAUUUUGCGGCUAGAAUUAUUCGUCCUGGUAGAUCGUUUGUCAGUUAUCUCAUAACGUUAUCUACAAAAGUUGAUAAACUGCAUCACUAUAUAUCAUUAUCAAAAGACUGUAGAACGGACUUAAUCAUGUGGCGAGAUUUCCUAAAAGGCUGGAAUAGAGUUACUUUCUUUUAUGACGAACAUAUUACCUUAGCUAGUGACAUUGAACUGUACACAGAUGCGGCUUCUAACUUUGGAUUCGGAGGUUUCUUUCAAGGUAAAUGGUUUAGUAGUACUUGGUCUUCUGAACUAUCAACUUCACUCGAUUCAGACAUGUCCAUGGCUUUUAGAGAACUGUACCCAAUUGUUGUUGCAUCUUUAUUAUGGGGGCACUUAUGGAAUAAGAAACGUAUCAUGUUCCACUGUGACAAUGAGGCCGUCGUUAAUAUAGUUAACAAAGGAAGAUCUAAAGUACUAGACACUAUGAGGUUAAUGAGAACACUUACUUGGCUAUCCGUUAAACAAAACUUUACUAUUCAAUGUCAACAUAUUCCCGGAGUUAAAAAUGUGAUAGCUGACUCUUUAUCUCGAUUUGAUUUUCAGACCUUCCAAAAAGCAGCACCAGCAGCAGAGACAGUUCCCACUCCGUGUCCAAAAUAUUGGCAAGUAAUGUGGAAUUAA